AUGGCAGAAGACUACGUUCCCGACAUACCUAUACCUCCUCCCAACAACCGUGGCUUCCUCGACCCCUUCAUCAUUCCUCCGCGCCGCAACCACACCCACACCAUGAUCCUCCUCCACGGUCGCGGCGGGGACGGCCGUGACUUUGGCGUUGAACUCAUCACCACCAAACUCCUCUCUGGCGAUACCCUCCCUCAACGAUUCCCUACUACGAAAUUUAUUUUUCCUACCGCCAAGCUUCGACGGUCCUCCCACUACCACCGCAUGCCCACACCACAAUGGUUCGACCUUGUUAACCUUGGUACGGACCGCGAACGAAAAGAUAUCCAGCAUCAAGGACUUAGAGAAAGCGCUCAAUUUGUGCAUCGACUAAUCGACAAGGAGGCUGCUUUGGUGGGACCCAAAAACGUCGUCAUUGGAGGGCAUAGUCAAGGUGCCGCCCAAGCAUUACAUAUUCUGCUGAGCUAUGAUGACAAUGGCAGUGGCUCCUUGGGCGGUUUUGUGGGAAUAAGCGGGUGGUUACCUUUUAAUAAAGAAAUGGCUGCUCUUGCCGAAGAACAUUCAUCUCAAUUUGAGUGCAAAGUUGAAUCCAACAACAACUACGACUCGGACGGUGUUCUAAUUAGGAAUGCCGACAAACAUAUAGCACUUGGUACAGUUGCAAUGAAUUUCUGUCGCCAAGAAGUGCUCAAUAUUGAGCCACUCUCACCAAAUGCCUCACCACCUGGCUGCUUAUUCACGCCAGUAUGGCUUGCUCACGGCGCAUUGGACGAGAAAGUUGCCCCGCGCUUGGGUGAAUCGGCGGCACACACAAUCGAGAAAUUCGGAUGGGAUGUCACCUGGAUGCUCUAUGAUGAAUUGGAGCAUUGGUUCGCAUCGCAUGAGUUAGAUGAUCUGUCAAUAUUUCUGAACGCUAGGGUAGGUGUUCCAGAAAUCGACUGA
This is a messenger RNA of Ophidiomyces ophidiicola, 939 nucleotides long. RefSeq lists its product as uncharacterized. The transcript has a single exon. Lineage: Eukaryota; Fungi; Ascomycota; Eurotiomycetes; Onygenales; Onygenaceae. Gene Ontology annotation, biological process: protein depalmitoylation. Gene Ontology annotation, cellular component: cytoplasm. The record is from RefSeq and is a predicted model, not a curated record. The coding region runs from base 1 to 939 and encodes 312 amino acids. Gene Ontology annotation, molecular function: palmitoyl-(protein) hydrolase activity; carboxylic ester hydrolase activity.